Messenger RNA from Corvus hawaiiensis (hawaiian crow), 15537 nucleotides. It is a transcript of the gene LRP2, whose product is annotated as LDL receptor related protein 2. The record is from RefSeq and is a predicted model, not a curated record. The transcript is spliced from 81 exons. Gene Ontology annotation, molecular function: calcium ion binding; protein binding. Lineage: Eukaryota; Metazoa; Chordata; Aves; Passeriformes; Corvidae. Bases 161 to 14191 code for a protein of 4676 amino acids.
AGUUUAUAGAAAACGCGAUGUCUCAACAGGCGAACACGCCUUUCUUCUGCAACUAGCAGGAUAAGAAAAAGACACCAGGGUCCUUGUGCUGCUGCUGUGCAGAUCAGCACCCCGGAGUCCAGGAGCCAGCUUCUGAGGAAGCUGGAGCAUCCCAGCCCAAAUGGGACCUCACCAUCGGAUGGAUGGAAGAGCAGCAACUGCUUGCAAACUGCUCAUAUUAUUCGCUGCAUGCAUAAUGCAGGGCAGUUGCCAAGGAUGUGAGCGGGGACAGUUUCGCUGUGGCAAUGGUCGCUGUAUUCCUGCAGACUGGAGGUGUGAUGGGGCAAGAGACUGCUCAGAUGAUACAGAUGAAGCUGGCUGCCCACAACCUACCUGUGAGGGAAAUCAGUUUCAGUGUCAGACUGAUGGUGAAUGUAUUCCACAGUCAUGGGUUUGUGAUGAUGAAGAGGACUGCGAAGAUGGCUCAGAUGAGCAUCAACAAUGUCCGGGAAGGACAUGCUCAAGCCAGCAGUUCACGUGUUCCAAUGGACAGUGCAUCCCAAGCGCGUACUGGUGCGAUCGAGUGGAGGACUGCACUGAUGGAACAGAUGAAAGAGUCUGCCACUACCCAAGAUGUGAACAGUUAUCAUGUGCAAAUGGAGCAUGUUUUAAUGCCAGCCAGCGAUGUGAUGGCAAAGUCGAUUGCAGAGAUUCUUCUGAUGAAGCUAAUUGCACACGUGGAUGUACCAGUACGCAGUUUCAGUGUGCUAAUGGAGAGUGCAUCCCACGAGCCUUUAUCUGUGACCAUGAUGAUGACUGUGGAGAUAGGAGUGAUGAAAAUUCUUGCACUUAUGCAACUUGCAGAGGCAACUUCUUCACUUGCCCGAGUGGCCGUUGCAUUCAUCAGAGCUGGAUUUGCGAUGGAGACGAUGAUUGUGAAGACAAUGAAGAUGAAAGAGGAUGUGAAAGUGGUCGCCAUGAAUGCUACCCAGGAGAGUGGGCUUGCCCUGGAUCAGGGCAUUGCAUUCCAAUUGGGAAAGUGUGUGAUGGAGCUGUAGACUGCCCUGAAGGAGAAGAUGAAACUAACAUCACUGCAGGCAGACAGUGCAAUGUGUCACGCUGCGCUGCGCUGAGUUGCCAGUAUCGCUGUCAUUCCUCUCCAUUAGGAGGGAUGUGCUAUUGCCCUGCAGGAUAUACAAUAAGUAGCAAUGACAGUCGUACUUGUAUUGAUUUUGAUGACUGUCAGAUGUGGGGUGUCUGUGACCAGCUGUGUGAGGAUCGUGUGGGACAUCACCAGUGCCACUGUGUAGAAGGUUAUUUCCUAGAGCAUCACCGGCACUGUCGGGCCAACACUUCAGCUGGUGUUGCAUCACUUAUUUUUUCCAAUGGCCGUGAUUUACUGAUUGGAGAUCUUUAUGGAAGAAAUAUUCGUACUUUGGUGCAGUCACAGAAUCGUGGGAUUGCAGUUGGAGUGGACUUUCACUUUUACCUGCACAGAAUCUUUUGGACCGAUACGGUGCAAGAUAAGGUUUUUUCUAUUAAUAUUGAUGGCUCUGAUUUCCAAGAAGUUUUGAAUGUUUCAGUUGACACACCUGAAAAUCUAGCAGUGGAUUGGGUUAACAAUAAGCUAUAUGUGGUUGAAACCAGUGUGAACAGAAUAGAUAUGGUUAACUUGGAUGGAACAAACCGUGUGACUCUUAUUGCUGAAAAUCUUGGAAAUCCUAGAGGAAUAGCACUUGAUCCAACUGUUGGUUAUUUGUUUUUCUCAGACUGGGACAGUCUGUCUGGUGAUCCUAAAGUGGAAAGGGCCUUCAUGGAUGGCACAAAUCGUCAGGAUUUGAUAAAAACAAAAUUAGGCUGGCCUGCUGGAAUAACUCUGGAUAUUGUGUCAAAGAGACUUUACUGGGUUGACAGCCGGUUUGAUUACAUUGAGACUGUAACUUAUGAUGGACUUCAAAGGAGAACAGUAGCUCAUGGAGGCUCACUGAUUCCUCAUCCGUAUGGAAUCACUUUGUUUGAACACAAUGUUUAUUUCACUGAUUGGACCAAAAUGGCAGUGGUGAAAGCUAACAAAUUUUCAGAGUCUAACCCUCAAGUGAUCUACCAGUCUUCACUGAGACCUUAUGGAGUGACAGUUUACCAUGCUGCCAGGCAGCCAUUUGUAAGAAAUCCUUGUGGAAGUAAUAAUGGGGGAUGUGAACAGAUCUGCGUUCUCAGCCACAAAACAGAUAACGAUGGCCUAGGUUAUCGCUGUAGGUGUAUUCUGGGCUUUGACCUACAUGUGGAUGGACGACAUUGUGUUGCUGUGCGGCAGUUUCUGCUGUUUUCAUCCCAGAUGGCAGUGCGGGGAAUCCCAUUCAAUCUCUCCACCCAGGAAGAUGUGAUCAUCCCUGUAACAGGGAGCCCUUCAUACUUUGUUGGAAUUGAGUUCUGUGCUCAGGAUGACACAAUUUUUUUUUCAGACACAAGUAGAGACAUGAUUUAUAAACAGAAAACUGAUGGUUCAGGAAGAGAGAUCUUGACUGCUAAUAGAGUGGAAAGUGUUGAGGAUUUGGCCUUUGACUGGAUCUCAAAGAACCUAUACUGGACAGAUCCUCGAUACAGAAGCAUUAGUGUGAUGAGGCUGGCAGAUAAAUCCAGGAGAGCAAUUGUUCAGAAUUUAAAUAAUCCUCGCUCAAUAGUGGUUCAUCCUGUUAUUGGGUAUAUAUUCUGGACAGAUUGGUUCCGUCCGGCAAAAAUCAUGAGGGCCUGGAGCGAUGGAUCCCAUGCCUUGCCAAUUGUCAAUACAACGCUAGGCUGGCCUAAUGGCCUCGCCAUUGACUGGAGUUCUCUGAGGUUGUACUGGGUGGAUGCUUUUUUUGAUAAAAUUGAGCACAGCACCUUUGAUGGGCUGGACAGACGGACUCUUGAACAUAUUACUCAGAUGACUCACCCAUUUGGCCUUACUAUUUUUGGAGGUUAUGCCUAUUUCACUGAUUGGAGACUUGGUGGAAUAGUCCGAGUGAGGAAGUCUGAUGGAGGAGAAAUGACUAUCAUUAGGAGGGGCAUUAGUAACAUUAUGCAUGUUAAAGCAUACGAUGCUCAUUCCCAAAUAGGCUCUAACUACUGUAAUAGAGGAACAAAUCCUAAUGGAGACUGCAGCCAUUUCUGCUUCCCAGUACCAAACUUCCAGAGAGUUUGUGGGUGUCCUUACGGCAUGAAGCUGGCUCCAAAUCAACUGACAUGUGUUGAAGAUCCAUCCAAUGAGCCACCCACUUUGCAGUGUGGCUCCUAUUCAUUUUCCUGUGGUAAUGGAAGAUGUGUGCCUCGACACUAUCAGUGUGAUGGUGUUGAUGAUUGUCAUGAUAACAGUGAUGAACAAAAUUGUGGUUCUUUAAACAAUACUUGUGCUUCUUCAGCUUUUACCUGUGCCAGUGGACAGUGUAUUCCAGGUCGCUGGCAUUGUGAUAAACAUAAUGACUGUUUUGAUGGCAGCGAUGAAUUGCAUUGUCCCACACAAGGACCCUCUUCAUGCCCUGCAACCCAGUUCACCUGUGAUAAUAGAAGAUGUAUUCCAAGAAUCUGGCUAUGUGAUACUGAUAAUGACUGUGGUGAUGGCUCAGAUGAAAAAAACUGCACUUUCACAGGUACUUGUGAACCCGGGCAAUUUCAAUGUCCAGACCAUCGCUGUAUUGACCUAUUCUAUGUCUGUGAUGGAGACAAAGAUUGUAUAGAUGGUGCUGAUGAGCAUGACUGCAUAUAUAACUGCAGUGCCACAGAGUUUAAGUGUCUAAGUGGAGACCAGUGUAUCAGCACCUACUACCAGUGUGAUGGUGUUUUUGACUGUAAUGAUCACUCAGAUGAGGCUGAUUGCCCUACAAGACCACCAGGGAUGUGCCACCAGAAUGAAUUCCAAUGUCAAUCAGAUGGCAAUUGUGUUCCUGAUAACUGGGAAUGUGAUGGCCAUCUUGAUUGUGCAGAUGGCUCAGAUGAACAUCAUAGAUGCCCUGCCAGAACGUGUCCUCCAUCGCUUUUCCGCUGUGAUAAUGGCAACUGUGUAUAUCGAGCAUGGAUCUGUGAUGGUGAUAAUGACUGCAGGGAUAUGAGCGAUGAGAGAGAUUGUCCGACUCAACCUUUCCGGUGCCCCAGCUGGCAGUGGCAGUGUCCAGGUCACAGUAUCUGUGUGAAUCUCAGCAAAGUAUGUGAUAAUACUGCUGAUUGUCCUAAUGGAGCUGAUGAAUCCCCAUUGUGCAAUGAACCCCAGCCAGAUCAGGAGAGCUGCUCUGACAAUAAUGCUGGCUGCACUCAUGAGUGUAUUCAAGGACCUUUUGGAGCUCAGUGUACCUGUCCUAUUGGAUACCAGCUUGCAAAUGACUCCAAGACCUGUGAAGAUAUUAAUGAAUGUGACCCUCCAGGCUUUUGUAGUCAGCACUGUUACAAUGAGAGAGGGUCUUUUAGGUGUUAUUGUGAUGAAGGAUACAUUCUAGAAGCCAAUGGGAGGACUUGUAAAGCAGCAGAAUCUGGGAAUCUUCUUUUGCUGGUGGCAAGUCGUAACCAAAUCGUUGUGGAUAACAUCACUUCGCAGUCACACAGUAUUUAUUCUCUGGUUCGGGAUGGGACAAAUAUUGUGGCUAUUGAUUUUGAUUCAAUUACAGAUCGUAUCUUUUGGUCUGAUACAACACAGGAUAAAAUUUGGAGUGCUUAUCAAAAUGGGACUGACCGAAAAAUAGUGUUUGACAGUGGUGUCACCGUGACUGAAAGCAUAGCGGUAGAUUGGGUGGGUCGUAACCUUUACUGGACAGACUUUGUUCUGGAAACGAUUGAAGUCUCCAAAAUGGACGGGAGCCACAGGACUGUGCUGAUUAGUGAAAAUAUAACAAACCCAAGAGGACUAGUGUUAGAUCCCAGAACUGAUGCUCAUGUAAUGUUCUGGACUGACUGGGGCCAAAACCCUCGAAUUGAAAAAGCCAGCAUGGAUGGCAAAAUGCGCACAGUGAUUAUCAAUAAUAAAAUCUACUGGCCCAAUGGACUUUCCAUUGAUUAUCCAAAUAAACUUCUCUAUUUUGCUGAUGCUUAUCUUGAUUAUAUCGAUUUCUGUGAUUACAAUGGAAACAACAGACGACAGGUGGUUGCAAGUGAUCUGAUAUUGCAGCAUCCACAUGCUCUAACUGUCUUUGAAGAUUUUGUGUAUUGGAGUGACCGCUAUACUAAUCGAGUAAUUCGGGCCAAUAAAUGGCAUGGAGGAAACCAGACAGUUAUGAUUUAUAAUAUUCACCAGCCAUUGGGUCUUGUGGCAGUCCAUCCUGUAAAGCAGCCUAAUGGUGUUAACUCCUGUGCAUCAUCCCCCUGUAGCCACCUCUGCAUACUUUCUUCAUCUGGACCACUUUUUUUUUCCUGUGCUUGCCCUUCAGGAUGGAUCCUCUCUCCUGAUAACAGGAACUGCAUGAGAGUUGAACACCCUUUCCUUAUUGCUGUAAGAGAUAAUAUAAUUUACGGAAUUUCUCUGAACCCUGAGGAAAAGACAAAUGAUGCUAUGGUUCCAAUAGCAGGAGUUCAAAAUGGUGUUGAUGUUGACUUCGAUGACUCUGAACAGAUGAUUUAUUGGGUUGAAAAUCCAGGUGAAAUUCACAGAGUGAGGUCAGAUGGAGCCAACAGGACAGUCUUUGCUCCAGCAGCUGUUAUUGGUGCUCCUACUGGUCUAGCAUUGGACUGGAUGUCUGCAAAUCUGUAUUACAGUAACCCGGGGACACAAUCAAUUGAGGUCCUGAAGCUGCAUGGUGACAUAAUGUACAGGAAAACACUGAUUACCAAUGAUGGCACCUCUCUGGGAGCUGGCACACCGAUUGGUUUGGCAGUUGAUCCAGCAAGAGGGAAGUUGUACUGGACAGACCAGGGAACUGACAGUGGAGUCCCAGCAAAGAUUGCCAGUGCAAACAUGGAUGGCUCAGGCAUACAAACCCUCUUCACUGGCAACCUGGACCAUGUAGAGUUCCUUACCAUUGACAUUAAGGAACAAAAAUUGUACUGGGCUGUCACAAGCACAGGAAUGAUUGAGAGAGGCAAUGUGGAUGGUACAAAUCGUGUGACUCUGGUGGUUCAUCUUUCUCAUCCCUGGGGAGUUGCUGUGUAUGGUACCUUUCUGUACUAUACUGAUCGAGAUUAUGAAGUGAUUGAACGGGUUGACAAGGCCACCGGCGCAAACAAAGUAGUACUGAGAGAUAACGUCCCAAGAUUGAAGAGCCUACGUGUGUAUUAUAGAGACAAUUCUGCUGGUUCCUCAAAUGGCUGCAGUAAUAAUAUUGGAGUUUGCCAGCAGCUUUGCCUGCCUGUGACUGGUGGAUUAUUCUCCUGUGCCUGUGCUACUGGCUUUCAGCUAAAUCCUGAUAACAGAACCUGUUCCCCAUACAGUUCAUUUGUAAUUGUUUCUAUGCUCUCUGCAAUUAAAGGAUUUAGUUUAGAGACAUCAGAUCACUCUGAAGCCAUGGUACCACUAGCAGGAAGAGGACGAAAUGCACUUCAUGUGGAUGUUCACAUGCCUUCUGGUUUCAUCUACUGGUGUGACUUCAGUAGCACAGUUUCUUCUCAGAAUGCAAUACGUAAAAUUAAACCUGAUGGUUCUUAUUUUAGAAAUGUUGUUACAAAUGGAAUAGGACGAAAUGGGAUUCGUGGCAUUGCAAUUGACUGGGUAGCAGGUAAUCUUUAUUUUACAAAUGCAUUCCUGACAGAGACUUUUAUAGAAGUUUUGCGUUUGAACACAACUUAUCGCCGUGUGCUUCUGAAAACUACCAUAGAUAUGCCAAGGCACAUAGUAGUUGACCCAAAAAACAGAUAUCUCUUCUGGGCAGAUUAUGGGCAAAAUCCAAAGAUCGAACGUGCAUUUCUUGACUGCACCAACAGAACAGUUCUUGUGUCUGAGGGCAUUGUCACUCCUCGUGGGUUGGCCAUAGAUCACAGCAAUGGCUACGUUUACUGGGUGGAUGAUUCCUUAGAUAUGAUUGCAAGAAUUCAGCCUGAUGGUGGUGAUGUUGAAAUUGUACGUUACGGCAGUCGCUAUCCAACUCCAUAUGGUAUCACUAUCUUUGGCAAUUCCAUGAUCUGGGUGGAUCGAAACCUGAAAAAAGUCUUCCAAGCCAGCAAGCAGCCAGGCAACACUGAUCAGCCAACAGUAAUAAGAGAUAAUAUCAAUUGGCUAAGGGAUGUUACAAUUUACAACAGUAAUUUCCAGUCACGUUCACCGCUUGAUGUCAACAACAAUCCUUGUUUGGACAACAAUGGAGGUUGUUCUCACCUCUGUUUUGCCCUCCCUGACAUUCAGACACCAAAAUGUGGUUGUGCCUUUGGAACACUAGGCAGUGAUGGCAAGAGAUGUUCCAUUUCAACAGAUGAUUACCUAAUUUUUGCUCUUGAGAAUGCCCUCAGAAGUAUUCACCUAGAUCCUGAAAAUCACAGUCCUCCCUUCCGCACAGUCAAUGUGUUAAGGACUGCUGUGGCCCUGGAUUUUGACAGCAUAAACAACCGAAUAUAUUUUACACAAAGUUAUCCUUCAGGAACUGGAAGAAUAAGUUAUGUUAGUAUUUACUCAGGAAUUGGCUCUCCAACUGUAGUUGCAUCUGACCUGGGAACUCCAGAUGGCAUAGCCUUUGACUGGAUCAACAACAGAGUUUACUACAGUGACUACCUCAAUCAGACCAUCAGCUCGAUGGCUGUGGAUGGAUCAAACCGCACAGUGAUCGCCCGGGUGCCACGGCCAAGAGCCAUUGUAUUAGAUCCCUGCAGAGGGUAUAUGUACUGGACUGACUGGAGUUCAAAUGCAAAGAUUGAACGAGCUACUCUUGGAGGAAACUUCAGAACACCUGUUGUGAGCACAAACUUGGUAUGGCCAAAUGGACUUACCCUGGACUAUGAAGAACAGCAGCUGUACUGGGCUGAUGCAAAUCUGCAGAAGAUUGAGAGAUGCACUCUCUCUGGUACAAAUCGUGAGGUAAUUGUUAGCACUGCUCUGCAUCCAUUUGCAAUGACACUGUUUGAUCAGCACAUAUAUUGGACAGACUGGAACACACGAAGCAUUUAUAGAGCUAAUAAGUAUGAUGGUUCAGAUCAGAUUGUAAUGAUCAUGAAUCUUCCACAAAGACCAAUGGAUAUUCAUGUCUGGGCAAAAAGUAAGCAGCAGCAGUGUAUCAACCCUUGCAACCAGUUCAAUGGUGGCUGCAGUCACAUCUGUGCACCAGGUCCAGCUGGUGCAGAAUGUCAGUGCCCUUCUGAAGGACACUGGUAUUUAGCCAAUAACAACAAGCACUGUAUUGUGGAUAAUGGUACCAGGUGUGAUACUGGUUUCUUCACAUGCCUUAAUGGGCACUGUAUCUCUGAGCGGUGGAAAUGCGACAAUGACAAUGAUUGUGGUGAUGGCAGUGAUGAGUUGGAAAGUGUGUGUGUCCGUUUUGCAGCUGUGUUUGCCCUGGCAGCUUUCCAUACUUGUCAGCCAACAGCUUUCACCUGUGGCAAUGGGCGAUGCGUACCCUAUCAUUACCGCUGCGAUCAUUACAACGACUGUGGAGAUAACAGUGAUGAGCUUGGCUGCUUGUUCCGAACCUGUGACUCCCACACAGAAUUUACUUGCAAUAAUGGAAGGUGUAUAGCCCUUCAGUAUGUCUGCAAUGGAGUAAACAACUGUUAUGAUAAUGGCACCUCAGAUGAGAGGAAUUGUCCGGAGCGUACAUGCCAGUCUGGUUUUACAAAAUGUCAAAGCACAAAUAUUUGCAUUCCUCGAACGUAUUUGUGUGAUGGUGAUAACGACUGUGGAGAUAUGAGUGAUGAGAGUUCGACUCACUGUGUGUCUCUUACUUGCACAAAUAGUGAGUUUCGUUGUACAUCGGGACGUUGUAUUCCUGCUCAUUGGUACUGUGAUCAAGGAAUAGACUGUGCUGAUGGCUCUGAUGAACCUGCCUCUUGUGUGCCCCAAAUGCGGACUUGUUCGAGUGACCAGUUCAGAUGUGAUGAUGGCAGAUGUAUCCCAGCAACAUGGAUCUGUGAUGGUGAUAAUGACUGUGGGGAUAUGAGUGAUGAGGAUCAAAGACAUAAUUGUGCAAAUCGCAACUGCACAGCGGCAGAGUUCAUGUGUGCCAACAAUCAACCCCCACUCAGGAGGUGCAUUCCUCGGGCAUGGGUCUGUGAUGGUGAUGCUGACUGCAGUGAUGCUCUUGAUGAACACCAGAACUGCACACGAAGAUCUUGCACAGAAAAUGAGUUUACCUGUAGUAAUGGCUUGUGCAUCCGUAACACAUACAGGUGUGAUAGGCGGAAUGACUGUGGUGACAGCAGUGAUGAAAGAGGAUGCAUCUAUGAACCGUGUCAACAGCACCAGUUUACUUGUCAGAAUGGGCGCUGCAUUUCCAAAGCCUACAUCUGUGAUGGGGAUAAUGACUGUGGUGAUGAAUCUGAUGAGCUGGAACGUCUCUGUAGUACACCAGAAGCAACCUGCUCUCCCCAUCAUUUUAAAUGUGACAAUGGAAACUGCAUUGAGCUGGUUAAAGUCUGCAAUCGGUUGGAUGAUUGCUUAGAUAACAGUGAUGAAAAAGGAUGUGGUGUCAAUGAAUGCAGUGACCCUUCAAUCAGUGGAUGUGAUCAUGACUGUACAGACACACAGACAAGUUUCUACUGUUCUUGUCAUCCCGGAUACAAACUUAUGUCUGAUAAACGGACUUGUGAUGAUAUUGAUGAGUGCAAUGAAACUCCAUCAGUAUGUAGCCAGAUUUGUGAGAACACAGCUGGCUCCUACAUCUGUAAGUGUGCCCCAGGCUAUAUCCGGGAGCCUGAUGGAAAAAGUUGCCGACAAAAUAGUAAUAUCUCCCCAUACCUUAUUUUUAGCAACCGUUACUAUCUGAGAAAUCUCACAGCAGAUGGCCAGUCUUACUCUCUCAUUUUGCAAGGACUGAGAAAUGUGGUGGCACUGGACUUUGACAGGGUGGAAAAGAGGUUGUACUGGAUUGAUGUGGGGAGGAAUGUCAUUGAACGAAUGUUCCUAAAUGGAACAAAUAAGGAGGCAGUGAUAAGUGAUGAUGUGCCCAACGGGGAAGGUAUCGCUGUUGACUGGGUUGGCAGAAAAUUGUACUGGGUGGAUGCCUACCGAGAUUGUCUCUACGUCUCUGAACUUGAUGGAAGAUUCCGGAAAAAACUGGUGGAUCGGUGUGUGGAUGCCAACAAUACUUUCUGCUUUCAGUAUCCCAGAGCAAUUGUUGUUCAUCCAAAAUAUGGACAGAUUUACUGGACAGACUGGGCAGAUCGAGCCUAUAUUGGACGAGCAGGCAUGGAUGGCAAGGAGAAGACUGUGAUCAUCUCUACAAAGUUAGAGUGGCCCAAUGGACUUACCAUAGAUUACACCAAUGACAAGCUCUACUGGACAGAUGCCCAUCUAAAUUAUAUUGAGUACUCUGACCUGGAUGGACAUCAUCGUCACACAGUAUAUGAUGGGACUCUACCUCAUCCAUUUGCAAUAACAAUUUUUGAAGACACAAUAUAUUGGACUGACUGGAACACAAGGACAGUUGAAAAAGGAAAUAAAUAUGAUGGAUCAGAAAGGACUGUUCUUGUGAAUACCACACACAGACCAUUUGACAUCCAUGUUUACCAUCCAUACAGACAACCAUUUGUUAAUAAUCCUUGUGGCACCAAUAAUGGUGGUUGUUCCCAUCUUUGCCUAAUAAAAGCUGGUGGUCAGGGGUUUUCCUGUGAAUGUCCUGAUAACUUCAUGGUCAUACAGUUUGGCAAUACAGCCCACUGCCUUCCAAUGUGCUCUAGCACCCAGUUUCUCUGUGCAGACACUGAGAGGUGUAUUCCCAUCUGGUGGAAAUGUGACGGACAGAGGGACUGUCGAGAUGGCUCCGAUGAGCCCCCAACCUGUCCGCAGCGGUACUGUCCUGUGGGGCAGUUCCAGUGUAAUGAUGGGAACUGCACAAGUUCACAUUUCUUGUGCAAUACCCAGCCAGAUUGCCAUGACAGAUCAGACGAAGAUCCUGUACUUUGUGCUAAUCAUCAGUGUGAAACUCAUCAGUGGCAGUGUGCCAAUAAACGAUGUAUCCCAGAAGCCUGGCAGUGUGAUAGAGAGGAUGACUGUGGUGAUAAUUCGGAUGAAGAUAGCGCUCACUGUGCCAGUAGAACAUGUCCCCCAGGCCAAUUUAAAUGUGACAAUGGCCGCUGCAUUCCACAGUCCUGGAAGUGUGAUGUGGAUGAUGAUUGUGGUGAUAACUCUGAUGAGCCAUUCCACGAAUGCAUGGGACCUGCUUAUCGAUGUGACAAUCACACACAGUUCAGCUGCAGAACCAACUACCGUUGCAUACCAUUGUGGGCAGUAUGCAAUGGGAAUGAUGACUGUAGAGACAACAGUGAUGAACAAGGCUGUGAGGAGAUGACUUGCAGUCCUUUUGGAGAUUUCCGUUGUGACAAUCAUCGAUGCAUCCCACUGCGCUGGAAGUGUGAUGGAGAUGAUGACUGUGGCGAUAACUCUGAUGAGCACAACUGCAGUCCUCGUGAGUGCACAGAAAGUGAAUACCGUUGUGACAAUCUGCAUUGCAUUCCUUCACGAUGGAUCUGCGAUCACGAUGACGACUGUGAAGACAAUUCAGAUGAACGUGACUGUGAGUUGAGGACCUGCCACCCAGGUUAUUUCCAGUGUGAUAGUGGACAUUGUGUUGCAGAGCGCUUCAGAUGUGAUGGAAAUGGAGACUGCCUUGAUUUCUCUGAUGAAGCAACUUGUCCUACACGGUAUCCUAAUGGUACAUACUGUCCACCCAUGCUGUUUGAGUGCAAAAACCAUGUCUGUAUUCAGCCAUACUGGAAAUGUGAUGGUGAUAAUGACUGUGGAGAUGACUCUGAUGAAGAACUUCACCUUUGCUUGGAUAUUGCCUGUGACUCUCCAUUCCGUUUCCGAUGUGAAAACAAUCGCUGUAUAUACAGUCAUGAGCUAUGCAACCAGGAGGAUGACUGUGGAGAUGGAAGUGACGAGAAAGAAGAACACUGUAGAGAGCCAACACCAAGACCUUGUAAAACAGAAGAAUUCAAGUGCAGUAAUGGAAAUUGCAUUCCCCUACAUUAUGUCUGUGACAACUAUGAUGACUGUGGAGACCAUUUUGAUGAAAUGGGCUGCAAUCCUGGAACAGAGCGAACUUGUGCAGAAAAUAUCUGUGAACAUAACUGUACCAACCUGAAUGAAGGAGGCUUUAUCUGUUCCUGUAGGCCAGGGUACAAGGCCAGUGAAACUAACCGCAACUCCUGUGAAGAUAUCAAUGAGUGUGAGAUCUUUGGAACAUGCACCCAGGACUGCAAGAAUUCCAAAGGAAGCUAUGAAUGUUUCUGUGCAGAUGGCUUCAGGUCUGUGGGUGAUCAACAAGGCAAACAGUGUGCAGCUGAUGGUAAUCCUCCAUUGUUACUGCUGCCAGAUAAUGUGAGGAUUCGAAGGUACAAUAUCUCAUCAGAACAAUACUCCGACUAUAUCGAUAAUCAGGAGCGCAUCCAAGCUCUGGAUUAUGACUGGGACCCUGAAGGGAUAGGCCUGAGUAUUGUGUACUUCAGUAUUCUGGGACAGGGUUCUGAGUUUGGAGCCAUCAAACGUGCUUAUCUCCCCACGUUUGACAGCAGUAGGAACAAUCCAACAAAGGAAGUUGACUUGAAUCUCAAAUACAUAGUUAAGCCCGAUGGGUUAGCUGUUGACUGGGUUGGAAGACAUCUUUACUGGACUGAUGCAGGGACUAACCGCAUAGAGGUGGCAAAAUUAGAUGGACGAUAUAGAAAAUGGCUUGUUUUUUCUCAACUGGAUCAACCAGCAGCUAUUGCUGUCAAUCCAAAACGUGGGCUCAUGUAUUGGACUGACUGGGGAAGGCAGCCAAAGAUUGAAUGUGCCUGGAUGGAUGGACAACAAAGACAAACUCUGGUCUCCGAAGACCUUGGCUGGCCAACUGGUCUUUCUAUUGAUUAUUUGAACAAUGAUAGGAUCUAUUGGAGUGAUUCUAAAGAAAAUAUAAUUGAAUCCAUGAGACCUGAUGGAACAGAUAGAACCAUUGUACUACAUGGAGCAGGCAGUCCAUACAGCCUUGAUGUCUUUGAAGGCCAUUUAUAUUGGAUAGCUAAAGAACGAGGAGAAGUCUGGAAGAAGGAUAAAUUUGGAAGUGGAGAAAAAGUGAAAGUGCUUACUGUAAAUCCGUGGCUUACCCAAGUGUGCAUCUAUCACCAGCACAGAUACAAUCAAUCAGUGCCUAAUCCUUGUAAAGAUGUCUGCAGCCACCUCUGUUUGCUGAGACCAGGAGGAUACACGUGCUCAUGUCCUCAAGGGACUCGGUUCCUAGAAGGCAGCAGUACGGAAUGUGAUGCAGCUAUUGAAUCCCCUCCCACAAUGCCACCAGCUUGCAGGUGCAUGAAUGGAGGAACAUGCUAUAUAGAUGAAAGCAGUCUUCCCAAAUGCAAAUGUUCUUAUGGAUACACUGGGAAUUAUUGUGAAAUAGGAUUGUCAAAAGGAGUCCCUCCUGGAACAACAGCAGUAGCAGUGUUGCUGACAGUCAUACUAAUCAUAAUAAUUGGAGUGUUAGUGGUUGGAGGCUUUUUUAACUACAGACGAACAGGCUCCCUUCUACCAGCGCUUCCCAAGCUACCAAGUUUAAGCAGUCUUGUAAAAUCUAGUGAAAAUGGCAAUGGAGUAACUUUCCGAUCUGGAGCAGAUGUGACUAUGGACAUAGGAGUCUCCAGCUUUGGAGGAGAUUCUGCUAUAGACAGAGCAAUGCAAAUGAAUGAAAACUUUGCAGUGGAGUCAGGGAAACAGCCAAUCACAUUUGAAAACCCAAUGUAUACAACCAGAGAUGGUGGAACCAGCACAGCUGGUGCAGUUACAGUCGUUCGGCCAACACUUGUAGCAGCAGCUGGCAGUGAGGAAAAUGAAAAUUUUGAAAAUCCUGUGUAUUCCUCUGGCAUAUCUACUAGCCCAAAAGAAACCCCUCAGAGUACCGAUGUACCUCAGGAAUCAAAGUGGAGUUUCUUCAAGAGAAAAAAGAAACAAAACACUAAUUUUGAAAACCCAAUAUAUGCCGAGAUGGAAAAGGAACAGCAACAGGACACAGAAAAUGUCCCUACCCGUUCUCCUUCACUGCCUCCCAAGAUUAUUCUGAAGAGAGACCAACCACUAGCUUACACGGCAACAGAGGAUACAUUUAAAGACACUGCCAAUCUUGUUAAAGAGGACUCUGUGGUAUAACUAGGUAACUCAUUUAGGGAAAAUUAGACACAUCCAUUUGCACAUAUAUUUUUUAUAAACAGAAGAGUAAGGUUCACAUUCAAAUGCUUUAUAAAAAUAUAUACAUUUCUAAGCCAGUGGCUGGAGAUGUACAUUGAAACUAUGCCUUGUUUUUUGACAAAUGCCAAUUUCUAUUUUUAUGAACAAAUAUCGUGAUGUACUAUAUGUAUAUCUUUGCACUGAAGCUGUCUGAAAGUAAUGUUAUAAAUAUAUUGUACAUUUGUAAAUUUUUCUAAGAUUAUCUUGUUCAGUGAUGUUGCUAGUAGAAAAUUGUAUGGAAUUUGCCAUAUAUUUAGGGCUAAGUUAAUUCUAUAAAUGCCUAAAACUAAAAAAAAGAACCAAACAAGGCAAAUAUAGGAACUUUACUGAUUUACAGGGUCUUUAGAGUAUCUCUUUUAUAACAGCACCUUUUAAAACUUCUACUGGUGCUCUGGGCAUAUUUGCCACCUAUUUUAUAUACUACUGUAUAUAAAAAUGGGUGCCUCUUUAUCUUGUGUUAAACAAAACGUGAAAGAGUCAGUGCAGGGUUAUUAUGCUGAAUAGUUACCUGUACAAAAUGCUGUUCUUACAAUAUUUUAACUGCCUGAGACAAUUUGCUCUCAAUCUAUAAGAUACAUACUUUUCCUCUAGGUUCCAAUUUACACAAUUCCAUUAAUAGUGUUCCUAUAAAGACUGGAUAUAUUUAGAUUUUAGUGCCACAGCUACUUAAUGAGCUUUUCUCUUGCUCAUAGAAUACCUCUGUUCUUGGCUAGAGUCUCUGGAAGUAAUUUGUACUAUGAAGUAGCUAUGUUUCUAUAAGAGCUUAUUUUCAAACAGCAAAAUAUGAAAGAUAUUGGUUCAUUUCAGAAAUUCUUCAGGUUUUUUUUAAUGUGAAAAUUUAAUUUUAUUUACUAUUUAUUUCCUGAGGUGGAUAUUAAUAGAAAGGGAAACAAUUUCUACUAACGAAGUCUUUGUAGUUAUCUGGUUGUUCCUAUAACCUUCCAUCAGAAUGUACUGUUGAUCUUUUUAGCUCCUCUAUUAACUAGCCAAGAUAGUUUCCACAACAUGAACUGUUUGAGAAAACUUUGAUUACAGGAACAUGUUCUUCAGCAUUCCUGGCUUAGCUACUCAUAUAAAAGAUUCCUGAAGUUAUAAUCAUUGAGACUUUUGCUAUUUGAUUGUUUUAUAUCUAAAUUCUCAAAAUAUAUACUAUUUCUAAUUAGAAUGCUUGUAAUUACUUUGUAACAGACUGAUUAGAAAAGACUACUGGAAAAUGAUGCUGCUGAAUAAGUCUAAUAAACAUAUUAUUUUAUCACAUUCCUAUUCCA